This is a messenger RNA of Hylaeus volcanicus, 3054 nucleotides long. RefSeq lists its product as uncharacterized. The transcript has 4 exons. Lineage: Eukaryota; Metazoa; Arthropoda; Insecta; Hymenoptera; Colletidae. The record is from RefSeq and is a predicted model, not a curated record. The coding region runs from base 363 to 1145 and encodes 260 amino acids.
UGUUUAUGUUAUUUUUAAAUUUUUACAAACAAGAGGAUACCGAUUAGAUUUAUGUAAUACGUAUAUUGCUACUUACUCGGUCGCCAUGAUCGACAGUGCUUCACCGAUCACCAAAAACAAUCUUAACGUAGAUUCGCUAAACUCGUCGGUGAAUACUGUAAUUAUGAUUGUGGUGAAGUACAAGAAGCGUUUCUUGUCUGGACAAAAGUUCGUUUUGUACUAAUUCAGGGUACAACUGUCCCCCGAAUCGCAAGAUCUCGGUUCUCGUGCUUGGUCGACAAAGCGAGAAGUGUCGCGAUCGUCGACCAGUCACCACGCUGUGAAUCAGGAGCGGAAACGUUAGAACUCAGCAGGGUGGAAAUAUGCAAUUAACAUCCGUUACGAGCAACUCGAGUGCGAUUUUUCAGUGUUACUGUAUAGUUUGUCGUGUCAUCAUGCAGAAAUCUCUGUGCAUCAUCUGCGUCUACGUUGUAGCGAGUUGUGCUGCAACCUUGCCGGAGAAAAACGAUGGUGUCCUGGACAAGAUUAAGGUGGGCCUGGAGUACGCCACGAAUUAUUUGGAGACUGCGAAAGACAUCGCCGAUUUGGUAGCCAGGAGUUUGGGUCGUAAGCAGAAAGAGAAGCUCGGAGAAGACAGCGACACGAAGGAGAAAGGAAGUUUCUUGCCCUCUGACAUCAUGUCAGCGUUUUUCCGGCUGGUUGGGCUCGACUCGCAGAAAGUUACAGCGAUCGCCGUGAACAGUGUCAUAUUCCUCGCGCAAAUGAUAAGUUCGAUGUUCGGGUUGAAUCCUCCAAAGGGAAACAUCGCGAGGGAUUUAGACGACGAGGACGAAGCUUCGUCCUGGAAUCCUGCAAACAUAAUCAUGGAGAGCAAGAACGAGAGAAUACAAAAGUUGAUCGAGCAGGCGCACGACGAGAAUCUGCCCAGCGAGUUGAUCGAAAGGGUGGACGGUGUCGAUUCUGCCUGCAUCAGAUUGUUGCUGUGCAAAACAUCGCCGGUGAUUAGAGCAGCCCAGAGCUUCCUGAAGAACAAAACUCGUAGCAAAUCUCGACGAAUGACAUCAUGGCUGCCCAGCAGAGACGAAUUCGAGGAAAACAGCGAUCACUGCGAAAACACGCACCCUGAUUGCAGUUUAUUUGCGUAGGGCCAUGGUUUAUUUAACAUUAUUCGCUGGCAGGUUGUCAAGUACGUGUCAACGAUGUUCGAGAAACUUCUGAGGAGAGUUAAAAUUAAUCUACAUAAUUACUUUCGUUGCUUUGUCUGUCGGAAAUGUGACAAAUAAGAGGCAGAGCAUUCGUUUGUAUAGCAUAUAUAUUUGCAUCCAUACAAAUAUAUACUACAUAUAUUACAGAAUAUACAAGGUACAUACUCCAAAAAUUAAUUUACUGAAUCUUGUACGUCGUAAUACCUCCCGUAUAGUACGCGUACGCGUCGACGAACGAAAAAAGAAAAAGCAGAGUGAAUCGCGAUGCAAAUCCUCUCAAAGUAUGUAUCGUUCAUUUAAAUAAACUCCGCCGAAUGAAGUUUGGCCGUACGCUUCACGCUUCCGCCAUCGCCAGGAUGGCUGCACGAGUUUUUCGAAUAAAAUUAUUUCGCUCCUUGUCAGACAAACCUCGCAAACAAUGUGUCACCCUUCUUCGCCAUCGUGUUCCGCGAAACUCGUUGUGCGAGGAACUUAAUAUCAAGUGACGUAACAAAACAACGCAAUCGAGUCGUAAAAUGGAUUCUCGCUAUUGCACUAUGCGCGAAGCACCAUUCGAACAGUCGACGAAACAAACGGAGGGAAUGUCGAACGUAACACCCUAAUCGGAAAUGGGCGAUAUUCUUAGCUAGAUAAAAACUCUGAUAACAAGGGAAAGGUAAACGACAUCUUACGCGUUACUGCUUCCAUAAAAAUUGGAACGAAUAAAAACUUAUUUAAUUAACACUUCAAUUAAAUGCGCUACGUUCGAUUGCAUUCGUCGAUAUAUCGAUCGAAUAAAAUUCUGCUCAGCCUCGAUCGUGACACGUCGAUACGUCGAACGACAAGCGUUGGCGGUACGAUCGUUCACGAGGAAGAUACUUGUACGAUUCGCAAAGGACGGUACUAAUAUAAAAUCUCUACACUCUGGAACCUUCGUAGGGAUUGUCGAGGACGUUCGCGAGCUCGAACGUCUCGGGGAGAGACUCUACGAUUCCAAAUAUCGACCCAACGACUCUAUUGAUACAUAUUACUUUUUAACGGUACGAUUAUCGUCCUGUCCGAACAUCGAUCAACGUCAGGACGAUCGCUAAACGGAACUUAGUCGAAUGAAGUAUCAAAGAGGACAGUAACAAGAAAGAAGGAACCGUUUACUUAACAACUACGUGGAAACAAGGUACAUCGCAAAAGUUGCUUCGGGGGAACUUCUAGGGUAUAGUUACCCGUCAAAAAUUCAGUUAAUUAUGCGCGAGUCACAAGGGAUGGAGUCCCUGACCGCCCUAUACUAUACAUCUAGUGAGAUCAGGAUUAUUGCGAGCUAAAUGCACCGGGGUCGAAGAUCGAUUGAACCUCUAAAAUCGUCUGGAAUUGGUACGGUGGAAUAAUUAGUCGCCUCUGGGGAAUAUCGAUCGAACCAGAAGCGUUUGGCAUACACCGCCUGUCUACUUUCCCUGUAAAUAUCGUGGUACGCGUAAUACGAUUAAGAAUGUCGAUAAUUAUGAAAUUUUGGCAUUCGAGAGACAUCAUAUCGUGGUGAUCCAGAGAUGGGGAAAAGUCACAUCCUGAUCAAGGUUUCUAUUCGUAUUCUAAGUAUUUUGAUAUCGUUAUACUUUCUUCCAUCAAUGCACGUCGCGAGUAAAUCCCUGUACUCUGGUUUCAUUCGUUGUCUGUCGUCGAACGAAAUUUUCCCCAUCUCUGGUAGAGCAUCGCACGCGCGCAGGAGCUUCGAGUCCCGAUCAAGUGGCCGAGAAAUCAUCCCGUGACCUCCGUCGUUCUAUGCGAUUGUAAAACGCGUUCAAUGGCUCGCGACGAUGAGUAUACAAAAGCUAAGACACUCUAUUUAAUAAGUUUGAUUCAGAUUAUCACAUGCGUU